Molecule: messenger RNA, 3864 nt
Organism: Plenodomus lingam JN3
Lineage: Eukaryota; Fungi; Ascomycota; Dothideomycetes; Pleosporales; Leptosphaeriaceae
Source: RefSeq, a predicted model, not a curated record
AUGGAAUCGGAGCCACUGGAGCAUUACCGAGUCACAUCCGACCAAGCCAGAUCCAAGGCUGUAAUCUCUGAAGCCAGAUGCAGGAUUGAUCAUUGGGCUCGUCAGCAUUCGAGACUACAGGCUGAUGGCCCAUGGGCGCCUGUUCCCCACUCCACGCUAUGUUGCCUACUGUCUACACUUUACAUACUUUCUUCGGAUGCUGCGGACGACGUGACAGUGCCAAACGGGCCGUCGGGCGAUGUUGAUCGGGGUGGAGCCUUCAGACUUGUAUUGUAUAUGGAUUGGCAAGGGCGGGCCAGCGUUCAAGCGGUCUGGGUCGGUGGCCUGCCACUCCCAUCAUGCCCAGGCCAGGUCUCGAGAAGACGGGGGCCCAGCGCUGCAGGAACAGAGUCAGCAGCUUCCAUCCACGCAUUGCCCGCUGCCCGCAAAGCGCGUCUGCGUCUGUCACUGCUGUAUUGCUUGUCCUGCUCCAUCUACAAGCCUGCCUGUUCUGUGCCCACCACUACCACUACCACCGCUACCACCACCAUCACUACCAUCACCACCAUCACCACCAUUGCCACCACCCUCCAUCCGCCCCUCGACUCACUGCCGUGCUGGCCAUCGCCCUCACCUGCGCCCAGUGCCCCUGCCCUCUGCCAUCACGCCAACGUUGAUCGCGCCUUCCACUCGUUUUCAUUUCACGCUCUGCCGCCCGUCCUCGACGCCCGCCCCCGUUCGCGCAUCAUGGACUUCCAAUCGCCGCAGAAUGGCAUGUACGACCCGUCCAGCUUCAUCGACCCCAGCGCCAUCGCGACGCCCCAGAUGAACGGCACGCGCGCCUAUCCCAUGUCGUCGAUACCGCAGAAGCGGGAUUCGACGGGCGCCGCCAUGUCUCUGUCGCGCUCGCAGACGCCGUCGCAACAGCCGCAGUUUGGCUUCCCCCAGCAGCAGCCCUUUACCCACACUCCAUCGCCCACCAUGUCGAAUCAGAACUUUGCGCCCGGCCAGCUGGCCGCCCAACACAGAAUGCAGACGGCCUCCCCUGCGCAGAAUCCCCAUGCGCCACAAAUGUCCCCCAUGGCCUUUCAAGGCUCAUCGAUGAACCAAGGCUUCAACCCUAGCGCCAACGGCAGCGGCCAGUUCCCCGUCCAGUCCGUUCAACUUUCCCAGAAUCUCCAGAGCCGGCAGCAAGAGGCGCAAAGACAGUACGCGAUGCGACUACAAGCCCAGGCGGCGCAACAACAGCAACUUGGAAAUCUCGCCGCAAGCAAUAUGGCAGCGCAACGGCAACAUCAGUCUGGUCAGAUGCCACCUUCGAUGCAGCAGCCAGGCAUGCAACCGGGCAUGCAGCCUGGUAUGCAGGGUAUGCAGCCAAAUAUGAUGCAUGCGCAACAACAGCAGCAACAACAACAACAGCACCAGCACCAGCCGCAUCUGCAGCACCAGCAACAACAGCAACAGCAACAGCAAAACCCCCAGGCGCAAUUGCAGUACUUCUUAAAGAACGUCGGUUCGCUGUAUAGUCAGCACGGUCGUCCAUUCAAUCAUCAACCACAAUGCGCCGGACGCCCUAUCAAUCUCCAACAGCUCUACACUAUCGUCAUGCGGUUCAAGGGCUCUCGAUAUGUAACCCAAUCGCAAGGUUGGCCACAAGUUGCGCAAAUGAUGCAGCUGCCACUACACCAAUUUCCAAACGCUCCAGAGGAGCUGCGGAAAAUCUAUGACGACAACCUAGGCCUUUAUGAAGCCGCCUUCUUCCAAAAACAGCAACUAAAGGGCAUGCCUCCACAGGGACAAAUGGGCACAAUGGGCCAACACAUGUCUCCCGCAAGACCGACCAUGCCCGGCCAACAGCCCAACCCGCAACAGACCUACAUACAGCAGCUACAAAGGUCGCAAGAGGCGAUGAAACAGCAGCAACAGCAGCAACAGCAAAAACAGCAGCAGCAGCAGCAGCAACAACAACAACAGCAGCAGCAGCAACAGCAACAGCAACAGCAACAGCAACAAAGACAGUCGGUGCCGCCGGUGCCACAGCCACAGCCACAGCCACCGUUCGGUGCAGCGACACAACCCCAGCAAUCCACGCCUUUACAGAGCAAUGCUGUCCUCCCGAACGUAAAUGGCACAACGCCGCAACCAGAUGGAAAUAUGCGCAAGAGCAUGGGAAGGCAGUUGGAAGCAACACCUACUCAACCAGAACCGAGCCAGGCACAGCCUUUGCAGCUGAAGCAAGAAGAGAACGCGGGUGUGGCGGAGACUGCCCUCGUAGCCAUGGAUGGACCGGAGAGGCGGAAGCCGGUAAUCGAACAGGAUGACGGGACCAGGGUCUAUCAACCAGCAUAUCGAACGCAGGACACCUGGGGUGGCUUGGACUUUGACUCGGACAACUUCAAAAACAUGAUUGACAACAUCACAAACUACAAGCCCAACGUGCCUUUGUUACACGAGAUGGGCAUCAUCGAUAUACGAGCGCUGACUAUGAGUCUGCGGUCCGGCCUUCACGCAGAGACGCGGCUGGCUCUGGACACCCUGACGAAGAUCACCUACGACAAUACUGUACAGUUCAACUUGGCACAUUGCGAAGACUUGACGGAAGUCUUGGUUGAAUUUGCAGAGGACCAAUUGGAAAUACUAGGCAACGACAACCCAGAGGUUACCGAUAUCCUGGAUCUCACACCAUAUGAAGAUGUGCUGCAUCAUUGCCGAGAAGAGGCUGCGACUCUGCAAGAGCUAUCAGAAGCUGGUUCAAAGGCUUACAUGCUGGAUCGAACAGCUGACCGACUCCUUGCCGUCACGACCAUCUUCCGAAAUCUAUCCUUCCUCGAAGUCAACCAUGACUCGCUCGUCAGCCCUCCUGUGCUCAAAUUCCUCGCCAAUUUCAUUCGACUCGUCGGCACCCGAGUGCUGUUGUUACGGUCACAUAUCAACACGUUUGAUUUCAUGAAAGAUGUAAUCACCUUCUUCUCAAACGUGAGCGCCAAGGUGGUCCUACCAUCCCGCGAAGAUGCUUACGCCGUGCUACACUUUCUCUGUGCCUUUGUGCCUGUGCCCCGUCCAGGCGAACCCGUCAAAUUCACACCAUUCAACCCGCAAAUACAUCGUUACCUGCCAUCUGCCGUGGAUAGUCUGGCAAAACUACUUGCACGCGAUGAUCCCAACCGAACCUACUACAAACAAAUCUUCAUCAACGAAGCAAGCUCCAUACCCGCCUACGACCUAUUAACACGAUCCUUUGCCCUGGCCAUCUCCGUCGUUCCAGAUCGCAACUACAUUGAGAACAGAAUGUUCCAGCUCAAGGAACCGCGCCCCAAGGAAGUACGCAUGUUUGAAGCGCGCAUCGCCGAGUCACGGAAAGCCUACCUCAUGCAGGGCAUGCUCGCGGCCGACAUCCUCGCCAGCCUGGCCCCUGGACCCGAAAGCGGUAUCUGUCGGUCCUGGCUCGAAUCCGAAGACGGAUGGGCACACAGCCUGCUCAAAUUCGCAAUGUCACUCUCGGCCACGGACGCCACGCAAAUGCCACACCCACCACCCCCACCCAACCACCGCGGCCAAAGACCAAUGGACCACGACCGCGAAGGCUUCCAGCUCAUUGUGCACCGCGCGCUCUCGACGCUCAAACGGCUGGGCGACAAGUCCAAGGGCGGUGAGCCGCUGGUCAAGGGUGGACAUGUAAACGGGCACGCGCACCAUGGCUACGACGAGGACGAGGACGAGGACGAGGACGAGGACAUGGAUAUCAUAGACGUCAAUGGCAGCUCUUGGAAGGUCAAGGCGGAUAUUUUGCCGCGCAAGGAAACUCUGCUAGGCGCGCUCUUGACCGCCCAGCUGGACGUGAGGAGUUUGAAUCAGUUUUGUAAAAUCGGAUAUUUGGAUGAGUAG